AUGGCGCACGAUAACAUGGCUCACGACACUAUGGCGGACAUGCAGUCCCCUACAACGGUAGUGGACCCGCAUCCAAACGGCCGAUCCAUCCAUGGCCACUCCCGACGGUCCCUCAACGGCUUCUCCGAGACGCCUACCAUGGUCGGGCCGACCCUCGAGAGGCAAGACUCCGAGGAGAGCCUCAAGAAAAACAAAAUGGUCUCCGCGGAGGUCUUGCCUGUUGCCAACUCGUGGAACUUCUCCAACGAGCGCAAGAUUGCUCUUAUGAUUCUAGUCGCAGCCACUCAUUGUAUACAAUUUAUUCCAUUCGCGCUGGGCCUGAAUGUUGCCGUACCUAUCGCUAUAUUCUUCGGGUUACCAGGACCUCCGGGCGGUCCUUGGAUUGCUGCCGCAUACCCACUAAUGCACGUAAUAUCACUAUUACCCGGAACCCGCCUCGGAGAAAUCUGGGGCCAUCGCAACGUCUUCCUCCUCGGCGCACUCAUCUGGAUCGCGUUCCACAUCCACUCAGGCUUCGCCGACGAUUACAUCUCCGUCGUCGUCCUUCGUGCCCUAUCCGGCAUUGGCUCAGGCUUGAUCGAGGGCAACUGUGUGGCCAUCCUCAACCUCGUCUUCCCUCCCAGUCUGUGGAAGAAGACCGCUUUCGUGAUCUACGGCUGUGCCGCUGCCACCGGCGCGACCGCCGGCGGUGUGCUGGUCGGUAUUCCUGCCCAACUCGCCAUCUGGAGAUGGUCAUUUUGGCUUCUCGCCUGCCUCGGUGGUGCUUCAUUCUUCCUAUCGUGGCUCGUCAUGCCACAAGACAAGCGCCGUGAGCCGCAUGGCCACUUCGAUUACGUCGGCACGUAUUUCUAUGUCGCAGGGCUAUUCCUGUACGAUUUUGUUCUCAACCAAGCGCCCGCCGUGGGUUGGAAAACGGUCUACAUCUAUGUGAUUCUCAUCAUUGCCGCCCUCCAUGUUGCCGCCUUCUGGUUCUGGGAGACCAGAUACGCCAUACAGCCUCUCAUGCCCUUGAGCAUCUGGAAGAACAAGUGUUACCCACCGCUCAUCGCCGUCAUGUUCCUUGCGCACAUGGCCCUGGGUAUCUUCCUGUGGCACCUGUCACUGUUUGGCAACUCCGUUCGCGGUUACGGCGCCAUUGCUACUGGCGCCCAGCUCGUACCGACCGCAGUCAUGGGCUGCUGCGUCACGAUCCUCGCAGGUAUCCUCGUCUCUCGCCUCGGCGCGAAGUGGAUCUUCCAUAUGGGUCUCACUUCCGGUAUCGUGUCGCUGAUCAUCUUCGCCACCAUGCCGGCCGAGCAAACCUACUGGGCCCAGGCGUUCGUCUCUGCGAUAUGCAUGGGCAUGAACGCCGACUUGGUGCACACGACGGGCCAGAUUGUCGUCUUCCUGGCCGUACCGUUCAACCCCGAGGAACCCCGCGCGCAAGGCGUAGCCGCCGUCCUGAUCGACAUGUUCCAAAACCUGGGCUUUUUGACAGGCCUUGGAAUAGCGGGAACCAUCGAGUCCUACACCAACGACGGUGGUGCCCAUCUCCUGACGGGGUUCCGCAACACAGCGUACUUUGCUAUCGGCCUCCUCGUCCUUGCAGGAGGCAUCAACAUGGUCUUUGUCAACAUUCCGCCUCUCGGUCCACCGCCCUCCGCGGAUCCAGAGAAGGCGGGGAAGCAGUUGUCUGAUGGGAUGUAG
Messenger RNA from Peniophora sp. CBMAI 1063, 1686 nucleotides. The record is from the annotation of a GenBank genome assembly. Lineage: Eukaryota; Fungi; Basidiomycota; Agaricomycetes; Russulales; Peniophoraceae.